GAAGCGACCGCGGCGGUUCCGUGUUCGAGUCUGCUGGUCGGUGAGAACUACAGUUUCGGGGCUUGACAGUGUAAAGUUAAGAGAAACAAGGGGAAAGAAUACGUUCAUCCACAUAAAGCCGAGAAUGGCCGACAGAAAACCGUGUAAGGUGUGCAAUUUCACACGACAGAAAUCCUACGGGUUGGCAGUUCCCUCCUUAGAUGAUCUGAAGAUGAAAGGAAGUGAGUUUCUCGGGUUCAGUUCGGGUGAGGCCGUCACAGUGGUCCUGGAGAAUGAUGGGACGAUAGUAGAGGAUCAAGCCUACUUUUUGUGUUUACCUCUAAACACAAAGUUCAUGUUGUUGCAUGAAAAAGAGACAUGGUCACCAGUUCGCAGGGUCGAUGGUGGCACGGCCUGGAUGGUCAGAGAUUCUCUGGUGCUGGAGGUUGAUACUGUGGACAACUCCAGUGCUGCAGCACCCUGGCUGAACCUGGCUCAGCAGCUGAAGCAGGACCUGACCAGCAUCAUCCUCAUGUCUGAUGCAGACUUACAGACAUUGGUGGAUGCCCCGUGCCCUGAGCUGGCCUCCGCUCUGGGCUUCCAGGAGAAGAGGGCCAAGGACCUGCAGGAGACGCUGCAGAGGGUUUUGGACAGACGAGAGGAGGAGAGGCAGUCCAAGGAGUUGCUCCAGCUCUACCUCAAAGCUGCGGAGAAAGAGGACAGACAGCAGGAAGACCCAAGCCAGCCUGGACAGGAAGGGGCUGGAGAAGAAGAUGUUGAUGCAGUGGAGGUGGACUAUGCAUCUGGAUUCAUGUCCCGGACACUGAUGGUCCUGAAAGGCAAAACAAGCCCAGAGACCAGACUCUCCACUGAGGAUCUGCAGCUGGUUGUGACCAGAGGGCUGGAAGCUAUGGAGCAUGUGCUGGGCUGGGACCGAAUAAGGACUUCUGCGCUGCUGCAGGCCUGCGAAGCCGAGCUGACCGGACGUCUCCAGCAGGUUCAGGCUGUGCAGUCCAUCAGGAGCAACACACAGCUGGACAGCAGCCGGCAGUCCAGUUAGCAGAGUGCAGAGGAGGGCCUAGAACCGCCAGCCCGAGGCUUCACCUGAGAAAAGACUGAUAAGAAUUCACACCACCUGCCUCAGGGUCAAAAGAAUGGGAUUCUCCUUGUGUUAAUAAUAGUAUCCAUAAUGCUGGAAUGCAUGAAUGUUUAUGAUGUUGGCGUUUGCAUAAUUUUGUAGAACCUGCGAACCGCUUGAAUGCUUUUUGCCUCAAGAGGAAGCAGAGUCAUUUGCACAAGUCAUGUUUAUCAAAGACAUGCUGGCGUUAACCACUGGCAUCAACUUCCCAUUGGUAUCGGGUUUUGGUGAGUGCCAUGCUGUGGUAAAUAAUCGCAGAUAAACACAUUCAUGUGAAAAGCAACACAUUUUGGGAAAUAGGCCCAUUCGCUUCCUUUUGGAGAGUUGGCUCAGACGAUCGACACCAUCACUCUCUGAAUGGAGGAUAGCUUAGUUUAGCGUAGCGACUGGAAACUGGGAAACCACUAGCUCGUACCAGGCCCCUGGUCAACUUGAUAACAAGACUCCAGCAUAUUAUCCCUGUAAAAACCCAACUGGUGGGUUUGCACUUCAUUUGUGUGAUUUUUUUUUUUUUUAAAUGAUGAGAGUAAGGGGCGUUAGCUCUCGUUUCCCCCUAUUCCCAGUCUGUAUGCUAAGCUAUGCUUAUGGCAGCGUCGUCUUUAGUUCAUAUGCAUGAGAGUGGUAUCAAAGCAUUCGUCCAAAUAUGUGGAAUCAUUGCUUUAAGGUUUUAUAUAGACUGUUACUGUUAAAUGAACUUCCCAGUGGUAUUGUUUACAUUCUGCCCCCCCCCCUUUUCACUGCUAAUUCAGACAGAAAUUGUGCACUAUAUUUUAUUUUUGAGUAAAUCAAAUUCUUAGGUAAGAAAUAUGCUUUGAACUAGCUGGAGGGACACAAUAUGUUUUGUGUCUGAAAGAAUGUAUGUGCUUUCACAUAAAUUAAUUUGAUAUGGGAUAUUUUGGGAAGUUUAGAGUAGCAUUGUGUUAUUUCAAUCAGCUGGCAGGUCCUUUGGAUUUUACCUUUUUUCUUUGUCAGUUUUAAGGGCCACUAUUGGACCCACAUUUCUAACUUGUGAUGAAAAUAAACAGGUCCCCCUUCAGGGAACAUACACAUUUUCUUUUGUAAAUAAACUACACUAGCCUAAAUGUGGCAUCAUCCUUA
Molecule: messenger RNA, 2215 nt
Organism: Cyclopterus lumpus (lumpfish)
Lineage: Eukaryota; Metazoa; Chordata; Actinopteri; Perciformes; Cyclopteridae
Gene: dffa
Product: DNA fragmentation factor, alpha polypeptide
Exons: 6
Coding region: 125-1039 (304 amino acids)
Biological process (GO): regulation of apoptotic process; apoptotic process
Source: RefSeq, a predicted model, not a curated record